Messenger RNA from Rhineura floridana, 2873 nucleotides. RefSeq names its product matrix metallopeptidase 23B (gene MMP23B). Gene Ontology annotation, biological process: collagen catabolic process; proteolysis; extracellular matrix organization. Lineage: Eukaryota; Metazoa; Chordata; Lepidosauria; Squamata; Rhineuridae. Gene Ontology annotation, molecular function: metalloendopeptidase activity; zinc ion binding. The transcript has 8 exons. The coding region runs from base 335 to 1537 and encodes 400 amino acids. Gene Ontology annotation, cellular component: extracellular matrix. The record is from RefSeq and is a predicted model, not a curated record.
CGUUCCCUGAGCACAGCUGUUUUGCUGUACAGCGAUGUGGGGUAGUUUCUUCCCUUAACAGAAGAGUCCCAGUAACAGGAGAUAGCUUGGCAGGGGCUGAUUUAAAAAAUAAAAAUACAUGGCUCAUCAAACAGACGUUUAAUGUAGAGUCUCCUCUUUUUUCGCUACCCCUUUCCCCCAAAAUCGUUUUGUCAACUUGCAGCAGAGUGUGCUGCUGCCGCAGGCACUAUUUGGAAGGGAUUUGAUUUCUGCUUUCAAACAGGAUACUUUGAUUUCUCCAUUAAGUCUUCUCGCCUUCCUACUUUUGCAUCAUUUUUUUAAACUAAAGGCAGGCAUGGAGCAUAUGGAAAAGUUUCCCGCCAGCGUUUUUCAUGGCUUUCGACCAGCUGAGAGGCAGAGAAAUCAUAAAUGUCCCUGUAUCGUGAGUUUCUUCUGCAUUUUCCCACUCCUGGUUCUGCUGGCUGCAUUGGGAGAUUUGCUUGCGACCGACGUGCGAGAAACUGAGGAAGACCCUGCUCCCCCUAGUUUUCCUCCUGGCAUGCCCUCAGGUCUCCAAGACCACCCGUUGCCACCCCAUCCCCGUAUCCGGAAGAGACGCUACACACUCACGCCAGGUCAGCUGAAAUGGGAUCACUUCAAUCUCACGUAUAAGAUUCUGUCUUUUCCCAGAAACCUCAUCAACGAGAGCCAGACCCGGAAAGGGCUGGUUGCUGCUUUCCGCAUGUGGAGCGACGUCUCUCCCUUCAGCUUUCGGGAGGUGCCUCUGGGUGCAGUCAGUGACCUGAAAAUUGGCUUCUAUUCCAUAAACCACACGGACUGCCUAGAGUCCCAAAUCCAUCACUGUUUUGACGGCAUAACGGGAGAGCUUGCCCACGCCUUUUUCCCGCAAACCGGCGAGAUCCAUUUUGAUGACCAUGAAUACUGGAUUGUGGGGGACACGCGGUUCAGCUGGAAAAAGGGUGUUUGGCUUACAGACCUGGUCCACGUUGCAGCCCAUGAAAUCGGCCAUGCCUUGGGCCUCAUGCAUUCUCUGGAUCCCAGUGCCCUGAUGCACCUCAAUGCCACGUUGACUGGGAAAAACACCAUUUCGCAGGAUGAGAUGUGGGGGAUCUACAGGCUUUAUGGCUGUAAAGAUCGAGUCUUCAUAUGCCCGUCAUGGUCUCGGAAAGGCUACUGCAGAACGCGCAAAAAGUUUAUGAAAAAACAUUGCCCGUACAGCUGUGAUUUUUGCGUGGAAUUCCCUUUCCCGAUGGUGAUGCCAACUGCACCUCCCCCAAGGAUGAAGACGAGGAUUGUCCCCGCAGGGAGGAACGUCACCUUCCGCUGCGGCCAGAAAAUCAUUCAUAAAAAGGGCAAAGUUUAUUGGUAUAAAGAGAAGGAGCUUUUGGAAUACUCCUAUCCUGGAUACUUGUCUCUGAAUGACGACCACAUGAGCAUCAUAGCCAAUGCAAUCAAUGAAGGGACCUAUACUUGUGUCGUGAAGAAAAAGUCUAAAACUCUGACCACAUAUUCCUGGAGGGUGAGGCUGAAGCACUAGCAAGGACCGGUUGCAAGGACUUUCAGUAUAAUCCAAAUGUUUUCCAUCCCAUAUUGGGCUCCUCCCCCUGUCUGUCAUGUGUAUAUUUUACUUUUAGCAGUGCUCAUCUAGAUAGAUCUGCAAACCACAAAACCUCUUUUUGCUAACACGUGAGGAGGCUGGAACUUCCCUCAACGAGAAAAUAUCACUUCCAAAAGGAGAUGAGUACAAAAUAAUGUUAGCAGCCCUGACCUAGAUCAUAGAGAUGGAGCCAAAAGGGCUGUUUUCUUUCCUUUUGUCACAAGGAAUGGCGGCUAGAUAGUUUCCUUCAAAUGUGACAACCACACUGCCCGAACAAAGCCUGCCUGGCUUUGAUGGUCCAGAUUCUAUGGAUGAUGAUGGAAAAUGGGGUGUUUAGUGGCUAGGUGAUGGGCUGUCAUUGAAAUCUGACUUCAGCCAUAAAUUAACUAAGUGACCUUUAGGAAUGCCACAAUCUAAAUUUCUUCAGCUGCAGUAUUUUGUUAUAACACAGUUAUGGAUGGAAAGAUCUGCCCAUUUUGUUCCCUCACUUUCUCAUUUUUCCAAUCUGAUUCAGUUUUCCAUUUUUCUCGAGCAAUUUUGCUAAUUUUUUAAAAAAAACAAUGUGAAAAUUCUUCAGCAUUUUAUUGUGAAUUUAGUGUGAAUCAGUUUUGUAUGCAGUUUUGACUACUGUACCCAUUUUUGCAACCAAUUUCUCCUAACACAAUGCAUUCUUGCAUGUUAUUUUCACUAACGUAUUCAUUUUUAUGCAUAUUUCCCCCUCAUACAAUAUGCUGUUUGGCUGGUGAACUGCAUCGUAAAAUUUGCAUGAGUGCGAAUUUUGAAGGCCGGCUGUGUUUCAAUAUUCUCGUACUGUUUCGGAAAGUGCAAAUUUGAUAAAUCCAGCUUGAAAUGUGAACUGAAUCGAAUUUCUCCCCAUCUCUAACUUUAGUUAAUACUGACUUUCCAACCAAAGUUGUUGUAGAUAAUAGAUGUAAAGCAUUUUUGGAUACGUAAAAGUCCUACACAACUCCGAGGUCAUAAAGGUACUGACGGUAAAGAUCACAUAUUCAUCAGAGUAACAAAAGAUUGUCUGCUAUGAGCAAUUAUCUCCUCUCUUAUUGCUUCCUGUAAUGUUUCCCCUUGACAGCUAAGUCAAGCCUGGAAAGUCACUGUUAAUGCCUUGCAUGUGCUGUGUGAUGCAGUUGGUUCAGCCGUCUUUUGCAACGGCUGUCUGAAGCUUCUGGAAAGCAAAGGGACUGUUUAUCCACUUGGAAUUUCACCCGUCAAUUAGGGCUGUUCUCCUGUUUGAAUAAAGUGCUUCCCUCUGGCCCUGCCA